AUGUCAUCGGAAAAGAAGACAACUGGUGAGAAUGGUUGCUCGGCAAGCAACUUACGUGAUGAACGUAAUGUUAUCCAAUCAAAUAAAUCGGCUAAACUUGCUAAACAAAGUGGAGUAGACGAGGAGGACGUUGAAAAAUGUAGUGAAAAGUUGAAAUCAAAUAAUGAAGUUAAGAAGGCCACAGCUCUGUGUGUUCAGCAAAUGGAUAACAGCAACAUGCAGGAGACAGUUUUGAUGUCACCUCAUCGUAUCAGUCUGAAUGUGACUGUAUCAACAAAACCCAAAGUACUUGUUCGUAGCCAGGCAUUUUCGGGUGAUGAUGAUUCUGGUGUUUCUGCUAGACAUACUCCAACAUCACGCUUUCUUGCUUCACGUUCCACUUUUUCUUCGGCUUCAUUUGAUUCUGGCCACGGUCACGAUUACACGGAUUCGACUGGCAUUAAUUUGCUUUCAUUUAUUACAUGUACACUGCACAAGAAUUCGAAGGAUCGGCAUAUGUUGUUACAACUUGAACAGCAUAUGACAAAGCUUAUUAAAGAUCCGACACGUAAUUCUCAAAAAUUCCCAGCUAUGAGUUCAUACAAUCGUAUGCUGGUACAUCGAGUAGCUGCUUUUUUCGGUUUAGAUCACAAUGUUGAUCAGAAUGGUACUGCGGUUGUCGUGAAUAAAACAUCUCAUACUAGACUGCCUGAUAUCGAUUUUUCGUCACUGAUACAAGGUGAUGUGUACACUGAUGAACCUCGUCGACUUCUUAGAAGGGAUGUCCAAAGCUAUGAAGAAGUUGGACAGUCUUUGGGUGCAGGCUUAAUUUUUGGGCGUCGAGCACGUUCCUUCGAAGUGGGUGAUUACCUACCAACUGACUCAACAAGUGUUACUGUUGGCUAUGCUCUUCCAGCUACCGCAUCUCUUCACAUGCAUUUAUUGCAUCAGCAAGGAUCAACAUCUACUGAUGCCAGCAGUACUCAUCUCUUUGAAUCACCUGGAAGCUGUUAUUCCUACGGUGACAUACCGGUCAUGGGUCUCUAUUCAGCAUCUGAAAGCAGCCCAUCAUUUAACAAUACCACACAUAUGUUCCCAUGGAGCAGCAGCUCAGAAAGCUAUACAAGCCUGUCAGCUGAUUAUCCUUCGAGUUUAAUCUCUCCUAUGAUGCAUAAUCACUCUCGACCUCCAAUACUAAUGAGGGAAGUAAACAUCGAUACAAGUGCACCACCGCAUAGAAAUCUCAGCACUCAUUUGUCUUUUCCGGAGCAGCGAACAUCUGUAAACAGGCAUACUAGUACAGAUUGCCACCAGUGGGAAGCAAUUCAUUCGAGAGAAGCUUCAUUAUCGGAAAAUCUCUUUCCAGAGAAUGUAUAUUUUGCCGAUGAAUAUGGAGUGGAAAUCGCUACUUCGCAGCAUCAAACACUGCCUGUAUAUGCAGUUUCUCCUGUACCUGCUGAUUUCACUUCAAAUCAAUAUGUCGUCAAUCCGAUGCCAGAACAAUCAACGUAUGCUGUUGUUCCACCAUAUCUUCGUUAUGCUGCACCGACUUUAUCACUCCAAAAAUUAACGCAUCAGAUAGAAUCCUUGAACACAGCAGGUCAUCCAGAAGUAGUUCCAGCUUCUCCGCAGUCUUACUUAGUGUCACCUCUACCAGCACAUAGUAUAUAUCCACAGCAGUUCCUGGUUUCAUCUCAAGUCAGCACUGUUUGUUCACCGCAGCCUUAUUUUCUACCAGUUUUGCAAAGCGACUGUGUUCCGAAUGUAGCAGCUGUACAAGGUACUUAUCCGGUUUCAAUUACGCAGUACCCUAUUUCAAGUUAUGAAUGUAGCGGUAUACAGCAAGCGAAUCUUAUAGAUGCAAUUAGAAUUGCAAAAAGUGGGCCCAUGUUUGAAAGUUCUACCACGGUAACAGAGAACGAAAAUGUUUCAAAGUGA
Brugia pahangi is the source of this 1917-nucleotide messenger RNA. The record is from the annotation of a GenBank genome assembly. Lineage: Eukaryota; Metazoa; Nematoda; Chromadorea; Rhabditida; Onchocercidae.